AUGCGUUUCGCACCCAUCAUUGCUGUAGUGUCGACUUUUCUACCUGUGGUGCUCUGUUUACCCAUCGUUUCAGAGCGUGGUUCCGAUUUAUCAAUACACAGACGCGAGUAUCCAGGCCCAUCUUUUGAUGUUUUUGAACGUGAUGAUGGACUGGACUUGGAUUCCAGAGACAUCGAUGACGUCGAGGAGAUCUACCAGCGUAGUCGAGGAGCAUUAAAGGCCGCAAAGCAAGCCGCCAAAGCCACGCGAGUCGCAAAAGCAGCAGCCAAAGGAAAGACCUCUCCAAAGCGACCUGCUAACGCAAAGGUUACGUUCGGUAACGCUGCAAAGGCCCACCUUGACGAACUCGGACUGCACGGAAAAGACCGCAAGAAAGUGAAAAAGUACCACAAACAAGUAGUCAAGCAGGAUAUGAAGAAUCACGGAGCACACUCUGCCAGAGUUUUUCAUCUCGCACACACUGGAGGCAGUGAUCCGAAUGAAAAGAACCAUAUUACUGCUGGAUAUUACAAGGCUCCCACGAAGCAAGGCCAUCCUGGAGAGCAGAUCAAGAGUCCGUGGGCGAUAAAACACGAGAAAGAGAACCCAGGAAAAGUCACGAAGGGCUUAUUCCAUGUCUAUCCUUCUGAGAAGAAGAAAGUUCCUUCUUCAUGGACCAAGGCUGCCGAAUCAUCAGCCUCCAGAAAGAAGGCAGAAGCUGAUCGACACGCAGCUGCUACAAAGGCUGAAGAGGAAGCUAAGCAUCGUCGUGUGGAGGCAGAAAGGUUGGCUGGAGGUUCGCUUUCAGCAGAGGCCAAGAAAGCACAACGGGAAGCUGCAAAAGCGGCCAAAGCAGCGAAGAAACUUGGGAAAAAAGAGUAA
Psilocybe cubensis is the source of this 861-nucleotide messenger RNA. RefSeq lists its product as uncharacterized. NCBI's taxonomy places the organism in Eukaryota, Fungi, Basidiomycota, Agaricomycetes, Agaricales, Agrocybaceae. The record is from RefSeq and is a predicted model, not a curated record. The transcript is spliced from 3 exons. The coding region runs from base 1 to 861 and encodes 286 amino acids.